This is a messenger RNA of Medioppia subpectinata, 347 nucleotides long. NCBI's taxonomy places the organism in Eukaryota, Metazoa, Arthropoda, Arachnida, Sarcoptiformes, Oppiidae. The record is from the annotation of a GenBank genome assembly.
UAGGUGCAAUAAAUUGCAGUUACGAAGAGGAAGAGUUGAAUGUCGAUACAAUGGUCCCAAAGUAUGAGAGGUUAGGCAAUGGCGUCGAAUGUCCGGAAAAAGUGGAGCUAAUUCUGGAGAAAUGCAAAGAAAUGGGAACAACUAAUAAUACGAAUGGGAAAUUGUUUUGGGAUGUAUUGCAUGGCAUUAAAUAUGUCGGUUACCUAAAACCCAUAAUCCGUGACGUGAUUUUGGAGAGCCCUACUAUUUCGCACUACGAGAAAGUUAAUAACUACUGCAAACUGCAAAAUGACACCAUGUUGAAAUAUUGCGCCAUACUCAAUUCGAAAGUAGUCGAGUCGAAAAAA